CCAUGAAGCAUUAAAGUCCUUCAACUUAAAGCGUUUUCUCCACCAGACCUUUGCAGCGUUUAGUCUUCUGCAGGUCCCGGUCCAACUUAGUCCUAGUCCUGGUCCUGCUCCGUGGCCAUUAAUGAAGCAUUAAUCCUCCCCCGUGGAUGCCAUUGUUGUCUUUUUCAAUGCAAACGCCUGCGAGGAGUUCCUAUUAAACUGAUGUGUCCUCCCGUCUGUCCUGCGGGGACUUGGAGACUCUGAAAGAAGUUGGAAGGAGCGAGUCUGGCAUCUUUGGGCUGCAAAAUGUCCCGUUCCGGACCCGUGGACGCGGUCAUGUCCUGCGCUCGCAGCGGCCCCUCCGCGGCCCCCAAGACCCUCGCCUUCUCCAUAGACCGGAUCAUGUCCAAGGGCUCGGAAGGCGCGGAGGAGAAGAAACUGCUCGGGUUCUGCUCUCCGAUUCCCUGCAUGAUCCCGCUGCAGCCUUUCGGCUACGACUUCCAGGCCAAGGCCCUGAUGAACUAUUCGGAACUGUGGCGGUCCAGUUUCAGGGGCGGCGCGGCGUGCAAGAGCAGCUGCUGCGUGUGCGCAAAAGCGCACGACUCCGGAGCCAAGCAGCCGCUUUUGGCGCCUGGAAGCCGGCUGGUCAAACCGCAGGUCAUCCAUCAGAGCCUGGCGGUACCGAGCGGCUCUUUCUACUAUCUCAACUACCUGGACCCGGCCUACGCCCAGUCGGACCUGCUGGGGGGACACUGGUUGUCCAGCCCGCACGCCCAGGCCUCCAUCUCGGCCCAGCACAGACUUUUAGUCCUGGACGGGACCAAGGUGCCCGCGGGUGGCCUGCAUGGGGCGGACAAGGCGCCCACAGCCCAGUACCCCCACAAGGAGCAUCUCCCCGGGAAACUGGACCACAUCGUCAAGGAGAACCAGGCCGACAAGAACUGUUUCAAGAACCCCAACAAAGUUUGCAACAACGGCGGUGCCGGAGACGCAAAACCCAAAAACUUCACUUGCGAAGUCUGCGGAAAGGUUUUUAACGCUCACUACAAUCUGACCAGACACAUGCCGGUACACACCGGAGCGCGGCCGUUCGUGUGUAAAGUGUGCGGGAAAGGAUUCCGACAGGCCAGCACUUUGUGUAGACACAAAAUCAUCCACACACAGGAGAAACCUCAUAAAUGCAACCAGUGUGGGAAAGCGUUCAACAGAAGUUCGACUCUCAACACGCACGUGCGAAUCCACGCAGGAUACAAACCUUUCGUCUGCGAGUUCUGUGGGAAAGGAUUUCAUCAGAAAGGUAACUACAAGAACCACAAGUUGACGCACAGCGGAGAGAAGCAGUACAAAUGUUCUAUCUGCAACAAAGCGUUCCACCAGAUCUACAACCUGACGUUCCACAUGCACACGCACAACGACAAGAAGCCCUUCACCUGUCUCACCUGUGGAAAAGGCUUCUGUCGCAACUUCGACCUAAAGAAGCACGUCCGUAAACUCCAUGACAACAUCUUGUCUUCUUCCAGCAGACAAGAAACAUUAUAAAAACAUUAUUAUUAUUAUUAUUAUUAUUAUUAUUAUUAUUAUUAUUAUUAGUACAGUAUCUCACACUCACCCUUUGCUGCCUGCUAUUCGUGUACGUCAAAUAUUUAAGAUGUCAAUAACGUCUUCAUAACUUAUCACCAUAACUAUGAAUGUUGGUUGAUUCCGAAAUAAAACUUGUU
Messenger RNA from Entelurus aequoreus (snake pipefish), 1697 nucleotides. RefSeq names its product fez family zinc finger protein 2-like. The record is from RefSeq and is a predicted model, not a curated record. Bases 286 to 1518 code for a protein of 410 amino acids. The transcript has 4 exons. Gene Ontology annotation, cellular component: nucleus. NCBI's taxonomy places the organism in Eukaryota, Metazoa, Chordata, Actinopteri, Syngnathiformes, Syngnathidae.